Helianthus annuus (common sunflower) is the source of this 2354-nucleotide messenger RNA. RefSeq names its product G-type lectin S-receptor-like serine/threonine-protein kinase At1g11303. Bases 146 to 2161 code for a protein of 671 amino acids. The record is from RefSeq and is a predicted model, not a curated record. The transcript has 3 exons. NCBI's taxonomy places the organism in Eukaryota, Viridiplantae, Streptophyta, Magnoliopsida, Asterales, Asteraceae. Gene Ontology annotation, biological process: protein phosphorylation. Gene Ontology annotation, molecular function: protein kinase activity; ATP binding.
CCAUCUUUCAGUGUCUUUCAUUAAAGAGAAUACAAACACAUCUUUUGUGUAGGUUCUUAUAUUACAUCUCCUUUGAAGUUCUCAACUUUCAUUGAUUGAAACACUUGAUUUGACCACUCUAUUUUUUUUUUCUGAUCCAUAAAUAAUGGCGUCCUUCAUGAAAGAGUUUGAACAUCUUAAAAUCCAUCUUGAAGAUUUAAAAAGAGCCACCAAUAGUUUUGGUAGCAAAGUUAUCGGAGCUGGUGGAUUUGGGAAGGUGUACGAAGGAGAAAUCUCUCACUCUAAGGGGAGAAGCAAAGUUGCUAUUAAGCGUUUGAGUCGUGAAUUUGGGCAAGGAGACCCUGAGUUCCUGAAGGAGAUCAUGAUGCUUUCUCGACACUCACAUAAGAAUCUCAUUACCCUCCUUGGAUAUUGUGACGAGGAUGGUGAGAAGAUCCUUGUGUACGAGCAUGCAUCCAAUGGAAGCCUCGAUCGCCAUUUAAGCUCCAAUGUUCUCACAUGGGCACAACGUCUAAAGAUAUGUCUUGAUGCUGCAAAAGGUCUAAAAUACCUCCAUGAUCAUAGGGGCACCCACCAAAGAAUUCUCCACAGAGAUAUAAAAAGUGCCAACAUCCUGCUAGAUGACAACUGGAAUGCUAAACUUUCUGACAUGGGACUUUCAAAAUUUGGACCUGCUAAUCAACACAGUGUUCUUGUCACCAAUGUAGUGGGUACUCCGGGAUACUGUGAUCCUCAAUAUAUGGAGACGUACACACUAUCCAAAGAAUCAGACAUAUACUCUUUUGGGGUCGUCUUAUUUGAAGUCCUAUGUGGAGGAUUAUGUUUUAAAACAACCACCGGUCAGUUAGAGAUUUUAGUUCCUAUGUGGAAACAAAACUACAUACAUAAGAAACUAGACCACAUUAUCUUUAAAGAUCUCAAGCCACCAAUGGACCCCACUUCUUUGGAAACAUUUUCAGAGAUUGCAUUCCAGUGUUUACACUACUCUCGUGAACAACGGCCAACAACGUCUCUUCUUGUAAGAAAGCUUGAGAUCGCAUUUAAGUGUCAAGAACGCCAUGAUGUGAUGAAACUGACUAAUGUUGUGGGAAAGUAUGAGAAAUACAAUUAUUUUGAUAAACUUCUCUCCAAAGGCAAAGAGGUCUUUUUUAACAUAGGCAAAAAGAAAAAGGAAGGAGCUAAACGAAAAGACGCCAAAGGUAGCGCUGCCACAGUCGGGAAAGGCGCUGCCACGAAGAGAGAACUUGUACACUUUGAUGGUACAAUGAGUUUCACACUCGAAGAUCUUUUGCGUGGAUCAGCUGAGGUAAUGGGGAAAAGCACUUAUGGAACUUAUUAUAAAGCAACACUGGAAAAUGGUGAUUGCUUUACCGUAGUUAGAUUGGGACUAUAUUUAGUGAAAAAUCAGAGAAAAGUCGAAGCUGAAUUAAAUUUGCUUGGGAAAAUUAGUCACCGAAAUCUUUUGACAAUGAGGGCUUAUUCUUUGCACCCAGAAGAGACACUUCUCGUCUAUGAUUACAUGCCUAAAGGAAGCCUUGCUGUUUUUCUCCAUGCUCGAACAUACCAACCACAGAUAGAUUGGGCAACAAGAAUGCGAAUAGCAAAAGGAGUGGCUAGAGGUUUGCAUAGCCUCCACACCCACCACAACAUAAUCCAUGGAAAUCUAACGUCAAGCAACCUUUUCCUUGAUGAGAGCAUUAACCCCAAGAUUUCUGAUAUUGGGAUGUCACGGCUCGUGACGGCUUCAGCAAACUCAGAUAUGAUUGCAACAGCCAGGAUUCUUGGUUACCAGGCUCCCGAACUUUCUAAACUUGAGAAAGCUGAUAUGAAAACUGAUGUUUACAGUUUGGGUGUGAUCAUGUUAGAACUCCUAACUGGGAAAUCACCCGGAGAAAUGGAAGACCAAAAUUUACCACAAUGGGUGGGCUCGAUUAUAGAAUCAGAAUGGAUUAGUGAGGUUCUUGAUCUUGAUAUGCUGAGAGAUACUCCACUUGAUGAAGACGAGAUGGUGAGUACUUUGCAGCUGGCUAUGGAAUGUGUUUCCAAAUUACCACAUCGUAGACCGGAUGUGCAGCAGGUUCUUCAGCAGCUGGAAGAGAUUAGACCAGAAACCGCCACAACUUCUAGCGAUGAUGGUGGCGCUGGACCUUUAUUAAGCUAGUGAAACUGGACGUCAGUGAUAGUGGAGAUUAUAGUUCUAUAAUCCUUGAAUCGAGAUCUGUUUCGUUGGAAAUACAUAUAGCUCUACAUAUAGAGGUGUUUUCUUUCAACAAACAUAUAGCUUUUUACUAAUUUCUCACAGAAAAGCUUCUUGACAUAGAAAGAAAACCAUCACCAAUUCAUUGUUUUUACUA